GGCGCCGACGCACACACACACGUAUAAAGGCCGGCGUCGCGACGCUCUCGCCGUCAUUCCCGCGCGCAGACACCGAAGUCGCGGCACCCGGCGUCGGACGUUCUCGUCGUCCUCGUCGUCGUCGUCGGUGACUCACUGAGGAAGUUAACCGUCGCACAUCUUCGCAGGACGAAGAACCGUUCGAUCCGCGAAACGAGAGUUCCAUCCCCCCCUCCGGCAGGAAAGAUACGCGGGGCACUUUCUCCCUUUUGACGGUUCGUGUGCCACCUUCGGCCUCUCACCUGCAGGGCCGCGCAGGAUUCGCGCCGGCAGAAUCUGACAGCAACAGACUCAAACAGGCAUCAUGAAGUCAAGAACGGGUUUAAUCACUAUGCGAAUUAUUAUGCUCUACCUGUUGAGCGCCGUAGGACGAUCAACAGCGGCAAUAGAAGAGGCAUCUUCCGCGUCUUUACAUAUUCCACGAUUGCAUCCGUUAUUGAACAGCUUAGAAUUCGAGGAACCCGAGAAAAAGGCUUACAUUGCCGAAUACAAGAGACUACCCCUUUAUAACUUCGGCAUCGGAAAGCGAUGGAUUGACAAUAAUGAAGAUAAAAGAACCCGGCAAUUCUCGUUCGGUAUCGGCAAACGUCUCCGGGACUACAGGUUCGGUAUAGGUAAACGCAACAAUGGAUACCGUACCUUGAGUUUGGACUACUUCCCGACCGACAGCGUGGAGGGAUAUCAAUCUCGCGAGGACAACUUGUCGAACGACUUUAUGGAAGACAAACGUGGUAGCGGUCAACAUUUUGGUUUUGGAAUCGGGAAACGGCUCUGGAAGUUGGCGACCGGAGAAGCAGCUGUACCCGGAAGAAGACUGAACGAUGCCGCAGUCCCGAAAUAUUUGCUCGGUCUGGGCAAAGAACUGGAUGAGGACGAGGAUUUGAUUCAGUAGAGCGUUCUCGUCGAGGAGCACGAAUUAUUGUCUUUCUCAUUCGCUUUGACACUUGGACGAUUCCGGAAGAAAUAUCUGACUUAUUCAUUUUAGAAGACAUUCGGCAAAAUGCAAUAACAGUGGCAAAUACUUAAAGAGCUGCAUGUGUUUUUUUUCAACCUUGUUCUAUAAUCUAUUAAUUUAUUUCGAAGUGCGGACGCGUGUCAGAUUUUAACAAUAUAAAUUUGCGUAUGCAGUUAACGUGUCGACACUCUGUGUUGUACAAAUAUUAAUAAUUAAUUGACACACUUACUAAUUAAGAUUUACGGAUAAAAUAAUGAAUGAAAUAAUAAAUGUUUCUAUUUUUCUGAUAAAUAACCAACUCGAAGUUAUCGAGAUUAAAUUCAUUAAAAUCACAUAUAGUGCAACUUCCUUGAGUGUCUAUGUCAAUACCACGUUGUACGGUUUUAUUGCGUGUCGAGAGCAGAACGAAUUGUCCACGGAAGUUAAGAGCUAUAAUGAAAUGUUGAGAUUUCUUUUUGUCUGAAACUUACUAUAAUAUUCGUGCGCCAUCGACAGCUCCCUCUCCACUUGUAAAUGUUUACAAAACGACGCAGGUACCUUAACGGAAAGAUAUAUAUUUGACGUGGAAAAAUUCUCUAAAUACAUUUUCUUUUAGGUACAACUGUCCGAUUGUAUUAGUUUUCUCAUGCUUUCACAAUGCUCCUUAAUUAAUUGGAAUUUCUUUUGUGUUUGUAAGACGGAAACCGAACACAAACAGAGAAAAGAAGCAACUUCUUUUAUCUUAUGAUUUUACUCGCGUAACAUUUAUAUGUUUCAGUACUUAGCGCUUAUAUCGAUAUCGAGGUAAAAUUACUUUACCCUUAUAAGUUUUUAACAUCUCACAAUCAUAGAAUAUAGUAAUACCACCGAUGAAAGCGAUAGGGGAAUCAUUAAGUUAAUUGCAUUUUUGUAUUGCAAUGAAUUGUAUUGUAAUUGAGCAAGCAAUUAAACGCAAUUUACUGUACGAUAGAUAGGAACAAUAUCUCGAUGUGCUAAAAAGUUAUAACCACCUAUAACCGCGGCAGUACUGUACUUGUCUUUAUUGCCCGACGAUUAUAUUUCUAAUCGUUGUAGGAAGAAUGAAGCUAUAACGCAUAAUUGUACCAAUGUUCUCAAUGUCAAUAAAUCUUGUAAUCUUCUUUUCGUCAUAUAUAUUGUAUGUAUACGUGGCAUACGUGAAUUUUAAUUAACCAUUUCAUUUAAUUAUGCCGAUUUAAUGAAAAUUUUGUUAACAAAUAUAUGUUGUUGAUAUUUUCACGCGUGAUAUAGCAAUGUAGAUUUAUUCUAUUAAGCACACCAUUAUAAUAAUAAAUAAAUGAAUGCAAAUAUAAUUGA
Messenger RNA from Vollenhovia emeryi, 2308 nucleotides. RefSeq names its product allatostatins-like (gene Apime-ASTA). The record is from RefSeq and is a predicted model, not a curated record. The transcript is spliced from 3 exons. NCBI's taxonomy places the organism in Eukaryota, Metazoa, Arthropoda, Insecta, Hymenoptera, Formicidae. Bases 344 to 931 code for a protein of 195 amino acids.